Schistosoma haematobium is the source of this 8158-nucleotide messenger RNA. RefSeq names its product Cysteine--tRNA ligase, cytoplasmic. The record is from RefSeq and is a predicted model, not a curated record. NCBI's taxonomy places the organism in Eukaryota, Metazoa, Platyhelminthes, Trematoda, Strigeidida, Schistosomatidae. The coding region runs from base 5704 to 6552 and encodes 282 amino acids. Gene Ontology annotation, biological process: cysteinyl-tRNA aminoacylation. Gene Ontology annotation, molecular function: ATP binding; cysteine-tRNA ligase activity. Gene Ontology annotation, cellular component: cytoplasm. The transcript is spliced from 9 exons.
CUUGGAGUCGGACGUGGGAAAUUCUUUGGUUGGGCUACCAACGCCCUUGGUUCAUGCUUUGUCAUUUAGGUCGUGGUCGCUUUUUUAAUACACCGAAUUUACGGCCCUACCAACCUCUCUUGCUCUCUUACUAUAGAAAAAUGGAAAAACGGACCCAACCCAAAUGGUUCACUCCAGUUCAAAAUGCUCAGGACGGACAGUUACCUAAUCUAUACCUUUAUAACAGCUUAACGUCACGAAAGGUAAAGCUUGACUUUUUAUUCCGUACUCCCCAGGACCUGUUUAUCCCGCAAGAUGGAAGGCAUGUUAAGUGGUACACCUGCGGUCCCACCGUGUAUGAUGUAUCACACCUGGGCCAUGCAAGGUUCUGAUUCCGAUUCAUAUUUACUAAUGCUCUGAAGGACCUACGUUGCGUUUGACGUUAUUCGUCGUGUGUUGGUUGAUUAUUUUAAUUUUAAGGUCACUUACGUCUUAAAUAUUACUGAUAUCGAUGACAAGAUUAUUAAGCGUGCUCGACAAAAUCACUUGAUCAGUGAAUAUCAGCUCAAAGAUCCCGAUCUAGCCACAGUUGUCGGUGAUAUUGCCAAAGGAAUUCAGAAAAUUAAGUCCAAAAUUCAGUUUGAGACGGAUUUGGAUAAAAAAGCAUACCUAAACAGUGAAGUAGAUCGUCUGAUAUCUCUCCUAUCCACUGUGCCACUUGAUGAAGAGGAUCCAAUUAACUACUUGAUGCUGAACGCUCGUGAUGCUAUUGCUGAUACCUUGGACGCAGCCUAUGGCGCUUCCAUCAGUGACCACCAAAUUUUCGAGGUGUUAGCUAGACAUUUUGAAAAGGAAUAUCUCGUUGACAUGGAGUCUUUAAACAUCAUUCCUCCAUCAGUACUUGUUCGGGUUACGGAGUAUAUAGAUGCAAUAAUAAAAUAUGUGAAACAAAUUAUAGAUAAUGGCUUUGCAUAUGUUGCUCCAUCUGGAUCGGUGUAUUUUGAUACAAAUCGAUUUGCAAGUUCUCCUAUGCAUUUUUAUGCUAAGCUUGUGCCAACUGCAUAUGGGGAUACUAAUCAACUGGAAUCUGGAGAAGGUGAACUGUGUAUAACAGGAGAGAAAAAGUCACUGAAUGAUUUCGCUCUAUGGAAAGCAUCCAAACCCGGAGAACCUUUUUGGUCUAGUCCUUGGGGUAAAGGCAGACCUGGAUGGCACAUAGAAUGUUCAGUUAUGGCUAGCGAUAUUCUUGGGGAUACUCUUGAUAUACAUAGUGGUGGGGUCGAUCUGAAAUUCCCACACCAUGAUAAUGAACUGGCACAGUCUGAAGCCUACUUUGGACAUUCCCACUGGGUUAACUAUUUCCUUCAUUCUGGUCAUUUAACUAUAUCCGGUUGUAAAAUGUCAAAAUCUUUAAAAAAUUUCAUAACUAUUCGUGAUGCUCUUAAAACUCAUUCAUCUCGACAAAUUCGUUUGAUAUUUCUUUUACAUUCCUGGCGUGAUACUAUGGAUUAUAGUGUUGAUACAUUAGCAGAAGCUGUUGGUUUCGAGAAACAGUUAGUUGUAAGUAGGUUUUAUUUUUCAAGUUGAAUGAUUUUCUGUUAUAACUGUGACUGCGUGACUGCAGAUUAGAGCGAAGCGUAUUAUCGAUCGGACCAAAGACGCGUAAAACACGCAAGGACGACCUAGAGUCCCGAUUGGUCCUGCUUCCCUGUCUAGCCCAGCCAGUUGAGUCCAGAACGCAAGUCUCAGCCUCUGAGAUACGAAUCAUUAUAUUUCAAACAUACUGAGUUUAUAUACCAAUCAAACCAACCACAACGUACCAAUAAAAUAUGAAACAACAUUGUACAAGAAUUAGCCAGAUGUGGCUAUAAAUGAGGGAGGUAGCGAUUAACAAACGGAAUAAUUCAUGAAUGGUAAAUCGUAUAAUAAUAGUUCAUAGGUCAAAAUAAAGCUCAUAAUAAGAGGGACAUGAAUAUGAACAGUUUAGUUAUAUAACGAUUAUACGAUAAAAAUGUGCUCAUAAUAUUGGUCCAUAAAUUGAUCCCAAAAAUUACCAUUCAUUUACUCUUAUCGGGAUACAACAUUUUCUUUUCUUUGAAUAAAUAACUUGUAAAAUUCAAAACUGGUUUAUUGAGAUAUUUUGUACUUUAAUUUUUAUUUCUAUGGUUGUUUUAUGUAAAUUCACUGUUAGCCACCAUCCAUCAUCUCUGCUUAUAAUGCUUGUGACUUAAGGCAAUAUUGAAACAAUCCGUACAGUAUUCACUUAUGCCAACAUGAAAGUUAUCAAUUACAGUCCUAAAUAUCAAUUGGAAUAUUCAAACAAACAAUACAAAAAUGAAUUUUUGCAAAUAAUUGUUUAGUUUUAUGGAGAAUACAAACAAAGAUACUAGAAAUAUUCAUUCGACCGAUGUAUAUCUUGUAUGGUAUUGGCUUAGUUUACACAAAUUGUUUUAUGUCAUUUCGAGCACCAUGUAUGAUAGUUUAUACUUGAUGAUAAUUUCAUUUGUACCUAUUCACUAGUCGUUUUAUAUGUAUAUAAUUAAAUGAAACACAUGUACUGGACAAAUAUUAGUGUACUUGGCUUUGAACAGCAUUCGAACUGUGUGGACUACUCAUUUGUAGUUUGUUUCAAACCCCGAGGAUUUCUGGCCUAAAGUCAAGCGUCCUAAUCAUCGGGUCACCUAUCCACUUUGUCGUUGUUUAAAUUACCGUUAUGACUGGUCCCAACCCUAACACAACGGGCAUCAGACCUGGUGAGAUUCAAUUUUACGGAUUUUUCAUUUUACUGUUUCCUGUUGUAAGUUGAAACGUUUUAGAUUUGUUAAUUACUUCGUAGUGUUAUUCUAUAGACUCAUUUGUAGCUGUUAUUUGUUUUAGGAUUUUUUGUACACCUGUUCAAAUAUUCAGUUUCUGGCGAAGCAAUCUUUGUCGAAUAAACACGAUUUGGAAGAAACUGAGAACGGUGACUUUCAACAGACUCUUGUGGAUAUACAACACAAAGUAUAUGAUGCAUUAUGUGGUAAUUGGAAAUAUAAAUUGUGUUCAUAGAUCUUUAUUUAUUAUAAACGCUAUAAGCAAAUUUUACCUGUCGCGGUAAUUGUGUUCUCCUACUUAGAUGUUGGACAUUUAUUUUGUAUUGGCAGUCAUAGAAACUUAAAAUAAAGAAUUAUUCUUUGAGUUUGAUUUCCAAGCUAGAUAAGAAAAGUCAUAUGUAGCAGAUUAAAUCAAGGUAAUAAAGUGGUGGCACAGCGGUUAAGCUGUUUAAUUCUCAUCCACUAAGUCAUGUAUUCGUACCCCGUUCCACUUGCUUCGGUUAGGGCAACUGAAUAGUAUCAUUACCCUCUACAUUUAGAGUGUGGCUCAUAAUCAAGUACGCAAUAUGUACCUGGUAAAUGAGUUGCCAGAUAGUUAAUAAACUGUUUCAUAUUUAACUAUGUCACCUAUAAGUAACAUUUUUCAUCUUUUCUCCACGUUGGUGAUGAAAAUAUUUCAUGAAGAGGAGAGGCUAUGCUUAUUAUAAUUUGUAUAUUUUUUAUUAUCUCAAGUCAAGUGAUUAAUAACUUAGUAAUGAACUUUCCCUCUUCAUUAAAAUUCUUGUAAAUUUGUAAUUCCUGAGUCAUAAUAAACCACAAAGGUAUUGAUAUGAUGUUAUGGAAAAAUCUUUUCACAAAUACACGCUACAAAUACAAAUGCACUUCAGGUAGUUGUUAUGAAUUAACUUGAUUCCGUCAACAUUCUCUAGUUUAUUGGAUAUAUGUAGAUUAUACUCACUUUCGAAGUACAGUGAUUUCGUAAUACUGCCGAAAGCUAUCUUCAACUCUUCGAGCAUGUUACAUCUGGGAGGAAGGGUGUUCUAAACAUUUUUGUGCUUUGUCUAGUUGUACAGUGCUUGUUUAGCUUCAGUUUUCUCUUGGCUACCACCACGUGGUGAUCUAACUCUGUGUCAACUCCUCCCAUUGUUCUUACAUUUUGCGUGAACCUUCUGAAUGUUUUAUUGAUGCAGAUGUGAUCGAUCUGAUUUUUCGAAGUGUAGUUCAAUGAAAGCUUUUUAGGUUUGUGUAUGGGUUUGUGGAGAAAACGGUCGUAUCUAUGACCAUGUUGUUGAAAGUUUAUAGACCCAUCGAUUUUUCGUCACUCUUGUUCCUUCCUCGUAGUCCAUGUGGUCCUAUGAUGCGUUGAUUUUCGAUAUUGUCGAUCCUGACGUUAGCGUUUGUGUCUCUGAUCAGAAUGAUCAAGUGUUUUCAUGGUCAUUUGUCUACGAUGAAUCCCAGAGUCUAAUGAAACUGAUUUUCAUGAUAUACGGUGGGAUGAAUGGUGGGCGCGUAGUUGUGAACGACAUUUGUUGUAAUAGUUUUCUUCUUUGUUUUUAAGGAUUCUUUGAUGAUUCUGGAUCCAUGAGUUCGCCAUCGUGUAGGGGGUUCUUGUACUUCUUUAUAGAGUAUCGCUACAAGUCACUGUGUCUGUGUAGCAUCGUCAUUUGUGGGUAAUUUUUUCAAGACGUGUUUGACCAAAUAUCACUUAUUGUUAUACCUAGGUUGGCUUUGUGUAUACCAAUGUCGUCUUCUUUUUUUCGAAGGAUUCUUCGAUGAUUCUGGAUCCAUGAGUUCGCCAUCGUGUAGGGGAUUCUUGUACUUCUUUGUAGAGCAACGUUGCAAUUCGUUGUGUGUGUAUAGGAGCAUUUUCUUUUUCAUCAUUAGAAUACAAUAAUCGCUCUUCUGAAUUUCGUCUCCUCUUUGCAGAUUGUUUCCAAUGUGUUUCAUCUGUUCCAAGCAACGUUUAGGUUAUGUCUUCGCAUUUCUGUCGCUGUUUGAGUGAUCCUUCCGGUCUCACAUUGUCCAGACAUCCCAUGCAUCUACAUUAAUUGUUACUGUGGUUGUCGAGUUUGGCACCGACCUCGUGAUGUGCGAUGAAUCUUGGCCGUCAUCAUGAGGUGCCUUAAUUCAUAUAUGAAGGCUCUCCAAUGCUCAGGGGAGAGUUUAAAUAGCUUUUUCUGUCUAAUGCUUUUUAGUUGGGCGCUCAUUUGCGGGAUGGGGCUACUAACCAUACUCCUAAUCUUCUUCCUCCACCCAGGCUUAGGAUUGAGUGUUACAUAUCCGCGAUCUAGUUAAUUAGGAAGUACGGUUUCUCAUGGAUUCUGUUUGUAAUUUUCCACAUAAUUUUAGCUAUAAUCUAUCCCUACCACUAGAGUUAUAAAAAUUAACCUUAUGAUACGAUGCCCAAAAAUUAAGCCUUACAGUCAAGCCUUAAUGGAUUGAAAAAUGAAUAACCUACAAGCUAAUUUCGUUCAAUCGUCUAAGACAUUUGAUCAUAUCUAUUUUGUGUUUAUAUUUUGCACGUAACCAUGUUGUUUUGUUACGUAACGAAAACUUAUCCGUCCAACUAUUGGGCUUUGGUUUCGAAACUCUCGGGAACCUGAGACAAUAAUACGGCCUCGUGAGUAGCCAAUACUUGCUUACGUUAUAUCAUUGCGUUCAUCUAUCGAUUAGCAUUCAAACGAUCGGAUAUUUCGUCUAAUCAAAUCAUCACGGCAAACCUCUAUAACAACCCAAUUAUUUCAAGGGGAAUUCUUUAGAAUCGUAUAAUUGUAUCUGAAUCAUAAAUGCUCGUUUCAGCUUGAAGUAUUAUUAAGAUGUAUACCAACUUUGUAAAAUACAGUUGUUCUUAAUCCUUUUUUUGCUAGAUUCUUGUGAUACUCGAUCAGUUCUGGAUUGUAUUAAAGUUUUAAUGUCUGAAGCUGACUCAAGAAUAUUCAGUCGUAUUGAACAUAACAAGUGUAUUUCCAAACUGGCUGAUGAUGCUUUCGCUACAGGUCGUUUUAUUCUUCAAUUGCUGCGUAUUUUUGGAGUUGCUGACCACACUGCUGUUGCUGCUGGUUCUCCGGUACCAUCUGGAGCUAUCAUAGCCGGUGGUAAAGUUCCAGAACAUCAUGAAAGUAUUCCUUUAAGAGAAGCUGAUGAAAGUGCAUUUGGUUUUCGUAGUUGGCUUUCUCUCGAUACGCUAACUGAAGAACGUCUUAUAUCCAGUGUACAUAAAUCGUUGGAAGCUUGUUCCAUUUUUAUUCAAGCUAUUAUUCAUGAAGGUGACAAAUUUGAGGAGAUUGUGAAUACUUUCGCCUAUAAAGUGCAGAAACAGUAUGGAAUUGAUUUAUUCAAUGUGCAAUCAGAUGAAAGGCAAUCUUUGGAAUGCAUUUUGAAAACUACCGAUCAAGCUAGUCUUUCUGAAUCGACGUGUAUACCACAUGGAUUAGAAAUUAAUGUUUGGCCAGUUGUUCUUAAUUUUCUUCAUACACUUUUUUCUAUAAGAAAUACAGUAAGAAAGGUUCUAUCCUCAGGCUCCAUAACUGAUUCUUCAUGCAAGAAACGGUUAUACGAAGCAUGUGAUCGUUUUCGUGAUGUUGAUCUUGUCAAUGCUGGAAUUCGGCUUCAGGAUCGAGCUACAACAAUUGAUCUUAGUCGUGGUUUAGAUAUUUCACCUUUUAUUGGAUUGGUUGAUAAGAAAUUUUUGAUAAGCGAGCAUUCAGAAAGUAAAGCAAAGGUAAUUAUGAAAAGUCACGUACUAUUACUGUUUAUUUAAGCUUGCUAGUUUUGUUUACUUAAAAAUUUCAGAUUCUUCUCAUACGUUCGUUCAUACAUUGUUCAGUUCAACUGUUUUAAUUCAUUAGUUGAUAAACGUACCAAGUGUGAGAUAUGUUUAGAUUAGAUAUACACUUUCAUGUAGAAGGUGAAUUAAUCAGUAUGUUUUUAGUGUUGCAUCAACUGAAUAUGUACUAUACUAAACUAUUUAAUGCUUGAGUUGAUAUUAGUUGUUGAUUGACAUACUUACUUACUUACCUACUUACACCUGUUACCCCUCGUGAAGGAGCAUAGGCCUCUCACCAACAUUCUCCAUCCAACUCUGUCCUAGGAAAUCCUUUCAAGUUGCUAUUCAUCCUAUUCAUGUCUGUUUCCAAUUCUCAACACAGUGCGUUCUUUUGCCUUCCGCUUCCCUUUUCCCUUCUGGAUUCCAAGUUAGCGCUUGCUUCGUGAUGAAGUUUAGUGAAUUCCUCAAUGCGUACUGUUCACUUCCAAAGUCUUUUACUAAUUUCCUCUUCAACUGGAAACCGGUUUGUUCUUUCCUACAGUAGGCUGUUGCUGAUGGUAUACAGCCAACGGACAUUCAGUAUCUUCUAUAAACAAUUAUUUAUAAAUACUUUUACCUUUUUGAUGAUGGUUGUGGUAUUUCUCCAAGUUUCAGCUCCGUACAGUAGAACUGUCUUAACGUUCGUAUUGAAUGUUAUGAUUCCGAUGUUGGCUGACAGUUGUUUUGAGUUCCAUAUGUUCUUCAAUUGUAGGAAUGUUGUCCGUGUUUUACCAAUCCUCUCCCUCAUGUCUGCAUCAGACCCUCCACGUUCAUCAAUGAUGCUUCGCAUGUACCUGAAAGAUUCCACCUCUUCCAGAGUUUUUCCAUCAAGUGAGAUUGGAUCGUUCUCUGUGUUGUAGUUGAAGGUGUCGUUUUUUCCCUUGUAUAUGUUGAGGCCUACUGAUGCAGAGGCUGCUGCUACACUAUUUGCCUUCCACUGGAUUUGUUCGUGUGUAUGGGAUAGAAGGGCAGUUCAUUUGUGAAUUCGGGAUCGUCUAGCUGCUUCAAAGCUGUCAAUUGCAUCUCGUACUUCCCCUCAGAUAUGGAGGUCUUCAUAAUCCAGUUAACUGUCAGGAGAUAGAGAAAGGGGGAGAGUAAGAAGCCUUGUAUGACUCCGAUCCUUACUUGGAAUGCGUCUGUCGGCUGUCCGUUGAUUGAUAUAGAAUCGAAAUAAUUGAAAAAUAUGGUUAGAUGAAUUAAGUUGCCAUUGUACCAGAGUUAUGUUUUCCCUAUUAUUUCAUCUUCUCUCUCCCACGAUCAACGAUAGGUCAUUUAUCCGAUUACUCUGUAAAUUAUUCGUUCCCCUCCUUUGAUAAUGUAACACAGGCUUUCCGGUCUCGUCCUCUGAGUUAACUUAUCAAUAUUAUUAUUAUUUAACGGAUUUAUCCAAAAACAAAAGAACCCUGUUUCACUUUCUCGUACUCUUUUGUCUUCUAGAAUGUAUUAGUACCCACUGAAUUUAUUUAAAUUAUUCAUUGUAUUUUAAGAUGAAUUAAAUCUCUGCCAAUUUAUGUUUAACUGAGAAUCAUUGAUAUGUAAUUUACAUUCUAGUAAUUAAUUU